Molecule: messenger RNA, 1015 nt
Organism: Phragmites australis (common reed)
Lineage: Eukaryota; Viridiplantae; Streptophyta; Magnoliopsida; Poales; Poaceae
Product: protein DEHYDRATION-INDUCED 19 homolog 5-like
Exons: 5
Coding region: 178-795 (205 amino acids)
Source: RefSeq, a predicted model, not a curated record
AAACAUACAAGAGGGAGAGAGAGAGAGGUUAAGGAGCUCUCAUAUAUCCAAUGCAACUCUCUUCUCCACUCCCUUUGUGUUGUAUAGUUGCAUGUGCUGUUCAGUUACACUGCUCUGCCUCUCCUUGUUGAGGUAGUUAGGAGAGGAGGAGCAGCAGCAGUGGAGUUCAGCUCACCUAUGGAGGUGGAGGCUUGCUACAACUAUGGCUACCUCCCUGCAGGCAGGCACCAGCCACCAUAUGCCCCCCCUCCUCCCCACCCUGCAGAAGAUGGCGAGUUAUGGGAGUACUUCCCUUGCCCCUUCUGUUACAUCGAGGUUGAGGUGCCCUUCAUAAGCAACCACCUUCAGGAGGAGCAUUGCUUCGACACCAAAAAUGCGGUUUGCCCGAUCUGUGCCAACAAUCUCGGUAAAGACAUGGCUGCACACUUCAGAGUUCAACACUCGCAUCUUCUCAAGAGGAGGAAGCCUUCCAGGCCAAGCUCAUGGCCUGCAGCUGCUAACAACUCAGCACCUGGGAAGGGAACCACAUACUUUGAAGAGCCCCAACACUACAGGAUGAGCAGCAGGCCAUACCAAGAUCCUGCACCUGAUCCACUGCUCUCCCAGUUCAUCUGCAGCAUCACGCAAACCGACCAUGCGAUCUCGGGUGAUGCUGAAAAGAGUGGUGUUGCAAUGAUCCCAGAUGAUCAUAGGUUGAACAAGGGUUUGAGUGACGAUGCGUCCAAGCUGGGACUGCAGGAGAGGUUGCAGAGGAUCGAGUUUCUCACGGAGAUACUCAUGUCCACGAUUCUUUGAUGUGUUCCCUAGGGUUUCUUGAGCAGUUUUUAGGAUUUCGUGGGUGCAGAUGUACCACUGUCACGUAUGCAAAGCAGUUCCCUGCCCAACAUAUUUACGGCUAUACUAUCAACUUUGGCUAUCUAGCUGAAUGUUAUAUAUAUUAUGGUCCAACCUUGUUCAUAUGAAUUGCUCUAGGAGGAUAUACCAGUUUUCUGCAGACUUUUUGUGUGCUGCGAUC